AUGAUUAUUAAAACAACAGAACUUUAUAUUUAUUUAUGUAACAAAGAUAAAUAUCCAAGUGAAUUGUUUAAUUUUAAAAUAAAACCAAAUCCACCUGCUCAUUUACCUCCACAACAUGUAAUUAUAUUAAAAUGGGUAAAAAAUUCAAUAGUUGACAAUGAUAUUAGAGAAGAAUUGAAUAUGACUUAUAAAAGUAUUCAUUCUAUUUCAACUAUGAAUGGUACUUUAAAUGAUAGAACAAGACAUGUAAAAAUCGAAUUAUUCGAUAAAACCGACUAUGAAUUAAUUUUAAACAACAAAAAAAUUAGUUUAAUGGGUCAAAUGUUCGAUGUGGAUGAAUUUCUUCCUGCACCUAGGAUUCUUAUAUGUGGAAGAUGCAAUAAACCAGGGCAUACAAAAAGAAGUUGUCAAAAUUCAACCUUUGACAUCUGUCGUCGCUGUGGUGGUGAUCGUUCAAAUGCUGAAGCACAUAAUGAUUGUCAAAUUAAGUGUCACCAUUGGGGUGGUCAACAUAUUUCAACUAAUUAUAAAUGCCCUUUAAUGGAGGAAUUUCGACGUGAACUAAUAAAUGAACUUAAAAAACAUUCGGAAAAGCUUCCCCAUCACAUACAACUUUUUAUUCCAACUGAAUAUCGGAAUAAAGAAGAUAAAACAAAAUAUAUUCAAAACACCUCAUCUUAUCAACAAAAAGAACAAAAUAUUGAUAUAAACAAUCAAAGUAUUUGGCCAACUCUUACAUAUACUUCACAGGAUAUGAAUAAUCCAAUGAAUAUUAAUUUACGUGAAUCAGUGCGGUUAUUAAAUAAUGAAUUACAAGAAAUGAAGAAAAAAUAUGAAAAUGAUUUACAAAAAUUGAAAGAUAAAUAUAAGGAACAUCUUGAUACUUUAAACCAGACAUGGUUAAUUAUGCAUCAACAACAUCACACGUUUCAACAAAUGUUAACUGUAAUAAACAAUAACAUGAAACAAGUUAUGUUCGUUACGUGUUUAAAAACAACAAAGACAAUUUAUGAAGCAUUAAAUAAAAUUAAAACGAACAACAAUGAUUACAAUGAAGCUAUUCAACAAUUAGUAAAUCAAAUUGAAUAUUUACAAGAAGCUGAAUCUGUUUUUACUACACACAUCAAUUCAUUACAACAACUCGUUGAUAAACAAAAUGAAAUUUUAAAUAAAGCACUUGAUUCAUUAUUUAAAGACCCAAAUGUUUAG
Messenger RNA from Rotaria sp. Silwood2, 1209 nucleotides. The record is from the annotation of a GenBank genome assembly. NCBI's taxonomy places the organism in Eukaryota, Metazoa, Rotifera, Eurotatoria, Philodinida, Philodinidae.